AACAGUCGUAAGGCAAAGACACCCAAAAUGGUGCCACAUUAUAUCCUCGUUUUGACCUUAGCCGCGGCCGUAGCAGCCAGGACUGCCACCACCAAUCAGAACACAGUUGACGAGCCCAGGAGUUCAGAUGACUCCGUUUUAGGAGACCUGAAAAUCGCGUAUGAGACGUACAAAGAAUGCACGGGCAGCGAACUUGGACAGUGCCUGAAGGUCAAACUGGCUAAAGCGUUGACGAGGAUAUCGAAGAGCGAUGAGUUGUCGCUGAUUGGUGGAGUCACCAUCACUAAGGACAAAGAUGCGAAGGUUGAGGCUGACGUCGAGGAAUCUGUCCCCAGGAGUCUGGACGAGAGCUCUCUGGACAGCCUUAUCAUGGACAAGAUCGUUGGAUUCAUGCAGUCGCAUACUGUCCAGAUCAAGUUCCCGACCAGCGCCGACUUGACCGAAGAAGGCCGAAGCAGGAGGAAGAAGCUUGCCCCCCUCCUUGCCAUCCCUCUGCUGAUCGGAGGAAUGUUGGUGCCUCUGGCCUUCGGCGCCCUGGCUCUGCUGGCCGGCAAGGCCCUGAUCGUGUCCAAGCUGGCUCUGGUGCUGGCUGGUAUCAUCGGGCUGAAGAAGCUGUUGUCCCCGUCUGGUGGCGGUCAUGAAGCCCACGAGGUCGUGGUCUCGGCUGGACACGGCGGCGCUGGAUGGAGCAGGUCGCUCGAGAAGGCUCAAGACUUAGCGUACAGUGCUUACACCCAAUAGCCAAUUUAACCCACCAGAUAACAUAAUAAUACGCAAUAAGGACCAAAGGUUAUAGAAUCUUCUGACUACAUAACAGUACCUAAGACUUGGUAUUAAUGAAUUAAUUUAUUUAUUUAGUUAAUAUUACGAGGGAGGUGUGAACAGAUUGGCGAGGAGAGGGACAGAGGAUUGUAACGGACCAAUGAGAGAAAGAGAGAAAUGGUUGGAAGGGUGAAGUAGUUCAAGUCAACAGAGCAGCGAAUGUAAAAAGUAACAAAUGGGAUGGUGAAGACAAAGUUGGUUAAUUUAUAGACGUACCGGAAUACUCAAUUUGAAAAUGGCAAGUUUAACGGUUUUGUGCAUAUUGGAACUCUUUUCUUCGUUGAUUAUGGUUGUCCAACAGUUAUGAUUAUUUUGUAGUUAUUUUAUUUAUUUUCGGUGUGUAUUUUGUUUUGGGAGCCUUUGGAUUCGCUUUAAUUUAUUUAUUUGUAUGUUUGUUGUGAGGAGUUUAGAGUGCCUGUAUCGUAAAUGUUUUUUUUAUAUA
This is a messenger RNA of Plutella xylostella (diamondback moth), 1264 nucleotides long. It is a transcript of the gene Osi8, whose product is annotated as Osiris 8. Gene Ontology annotation, cellular component: membrane. The record is from RefSeq and is a predicted model, not a curated record. Lineage: Eukaryota; Metazoa; Arthropoda; Insecta; Lepidoptera; Plutellidae.